GGAAGCCGAGGGGCAGUUCCGCCCCUCGCGCCGGGCGGGGGGGACGCAGGUCGGGAGCGGCCCACAAACUGCUGCGGCUCUCGGUGCCCUCCUUGCUGACGCCAUGCUCCAGUUCCUGCUUGGAUUUACUUUGGGCAACGUGGUCGGAAUGUUUCUGGCGCAGAAUUAUGAUAUGCCAAACCUGGCUAAAAAACUUGAAGACAUCAAAAGGGACUUGGAAGACAAGAAGAAGCCCCCUCGGUCAUGAGGUCCGUCCCUGCACUGUCCUCUGGACCCGCUGACCCGGCCGCUCUGGAGGGCCCCCCUUACGAUCUGAACCAAAAGCUUGUGUGUCAACCUCCAGUUUUCGUAUUUUCUUCUUUGCUAGACCUCGUGCUGCCUUCGAGCGCAGCGGGGCCAUGCGGGUCCCCAGCCACCCCGACCUCGCCAGUGUCUUCAUGUCUUCCUGUCCUCCUCCCAGGCCCUCGGGAGUCUCGGACUGGAGUUCUGGUGCUCGAUUAGCGAAUGUGACCGUUACCAGUGGUUGCUCCCUAGUUCUUGGGAUUCUACUACCUUUCUUUUUUCAGAAGAAAAAUAUCGAUGAGCUUUCUGUUGCUGAUGAUCAGAUAGAAGUAAUGCGGAUUUUAGAGCUUGGCCACUGUAAUGGGUGUUGAACCAGUCAGUACUAAAUGAUGUCAUUUCGAAGUAAUUAAAAUUGAUAUCUGGAAGCCA
Messenger RNA from Sorex fumeus (smoky shrew), 711 nucleotides. It is a transcript of the gene STMP1, whose product is annotated as short transmembrane mitochondrial protein 1. The record is from RefSeq and is a predicted model, not a curated record. NCBI's taxonomy places the organism in Eukaryota, Metazoa, Chordata, Mammalia, Eulipotyphla, Soricidae. The transcript is spliced from 3 exons. Bases 104 to 247 code for a protein of 47 amino acids.